This is a messenger RNA of Ictalurus punctatus (channel catfish), 4703 nucleotides long. RefSeq names its product double C2-like domains, delta (gene doc2g). Gene Ontology annotation, cellular component: membrane. The record is from RefSeq and is a predicted model, not a curated record. Lineage: Eukaryota; Metazoa; Chordata; Actinopteri; Siluriformes; Ictaluridae.
GCAAAUAAAUUGCGCACAAAGACCCUGAAGAACACUUUGAAUCCGGUUUGGAACGAGACCCUGAUUUACCAUGGCAUUACUGCUGCUGACAUGACAACAAAAACUCUCAGGCUGUGUGUGUGUGAUAUGGACCGUUUGGGUCGUAACGAGUUUAUCGGUGAAGUGCGAGUCGCUUUAAAGAAGCUCAAAGAAGGAGAGAGCAAACGAUACAACAUGGGGCUGGAGAGAAUCACACAGGUGCGAGAAGGUAACAAUCAGACUGUGGAUCAGAGUUCACAACUAGCAGAGGAGGAGCGGGGACGUAUCCUGGUGUCUCUGUGUUAUCUCAUGGAGAAGACGUGUUUGGUGGUUGGGAUUAUUCGCUGUGCUCACCUCGCAGCGAUGGACUCUAACGGUUACUCCGACCCCUUCGUCAAGAUCAUUCUUCAGCCGGAUAUGGGGAAAAAGUCCAAGUAUAAAACCUCAGUGAAGAAAAAAACCUUAAACCCGGAGUUUAAUGAGGAGUUUAUAUACGAGGUUCCUCACGAUCAACUGGCUAAAAAGACUCUGGAAAUCUCCGUGUGGGAUUACGAUCUGGGAAUGAGCAACGAUUUCAUCGGAGGAGUUGAACUGGGGAUCAAUGCUAAAGGAGAGCGACUGAAGCACUGGUUCGAGUGUCUUAAAUACAAAGGAAAGAAAGUGGAGUAUUGGCACACGCUCACACAGCAAGGGGCGCCAAGCAGCGACUAACAUACCCAUAUACGCACGCACGCACGCACACACACACACACACACACACACACACACACACACACACACGCACAUACAUACGGAAGAGUACGAGUAAUAAUGACAUGAUGCAAUAAACACACUCAUGAGAAUGCGAGGGAUGACGAGGCGGUGUCUGGAUGUCAAGUCGCCCUUGUGUAUGUGGAAACACACGUGAUUGGACAGAUGACCCGCUGACGUCACACACACACUUCUGAGUUGUGUAAUAAUCGUUAUGAAGUGUGUGUCAUGGACAAUUUGCACAUCAGUCAAAGCACAACCCAGGCUGGAUUUUGUCCUUGUGUAUUUGUUUGUUGUUUUUGUCUUUAUGAGUGAGUGAGAGCAUGUGUGUGCAUGUAUGUGAGUGUGUGUGUGUGUGUGUGUGUGUGUGUGUGUGUGUGUGUGUGUGUGUGUGUGUGUGUGUGUGUGUUCGCAUGUGCAUGUGUGUGUGUGUGGUGUUUUUUGUUUUUUUUACAAGAUCUCCUCACACCUUCCAGUUGGUGAUGUACAGAGAGAAGUAACAUAUAACACCCCCCCACACACACCCACACACACGCACACACGCGCACACACACGCACACACACGCACACACACGCACACACACGCACACACACGCACACACACGCACGCACACACACAGGCCGGGAAUAAGCUAACAUGAGAACCUUUAAUCUCUUGAUCAGGAUUAUUAUGUGUCGAUCACUGGACUGUGAACAGCGACGUCAAAAAUCUGUGCAGCGUCUUGAACGUUGUUGUGUUUGUGCGUCUGUCUGAACGACCUCGUUGUGUAAUGUGUGUGUGUGUGUGUGUGUGUAUGUGUGUGUGUGUGUGUGUGUAUGUGUGUUCAGUCUAUGUUGGACGUGUCCGUGGAGUCACCUUCAAAAUGUGUCCCCAUUCAAAAAAAAAAAAAAGCAGCACACUGAUGAGGAGGAUGAUGAUGAUGAUGAUGAUGAUGAUGAUGAUGAUGAUGAUGAUGAUGAAGAUAGAGCUCUGCUGCCCUCUGCUGGUGCAGUGAAUGAAUUGCUCAACACUCAAACACCAUUCAAAAACCAUCCAACCUCCUCUGAAGAGCUGAACCACCAAACAGAAAACACCAACAUCAAAUACCAACAUCAGAAAUAAAAUGCUUAAAUGUCAAUGAGAAAAGCUCAACUACACUCCUGGAAGCUUAACCACCAAACUAACCACCUUCAAACAGUCUAAUCACCAAUAAAGAACGUACAAAUAUAUCAGCCAAUGAUCACUGAGCAUCCCAAAAGGCCUGAAGUAAAUCAAACAUCAUCUUAGGACCUGAAACUACAACAUGAAAUACUGUAGAAAUAAUAAAAUGUCUGUGAGAAGUUCAAUCAACAAUCAAACAGAGGAGCUCAGAAACCAGCCAAACAGUCAAAGAGUUCAAUAAUAAAUCCAACUGUCCCCAAAAACAACCAACAAAGAGCUCAACCCCAAUCAAACAUCAUCUGAAGAACUCUACCGCUAAUCAAACAUCAUCUGAAGAACUCUACCGCUAAUCAAACAUCAUCUGAAGAUCUCAACCACAAUUAAACAUCAUCUGAAGAUCUCAAUCCCAAUCAAACAUCAUCUGAAGAUCUCAACCCCAAUCAAACAUCUGAAGAACUCUACCGCCAAACAUCAUCUGAAGAUCUCAAUCCCAUUCAAACAUCAUCUGAAGAUCUCAACCCCAAUCAAACAUCAUCUGAAGAUCUCAAUCCCAUUCAAACAUCAUCUGAAGAUCUCAAUCCCAUUCAAACAUCAUCUGAAGAUCUCAAUCCCAUUCAAACAUCAUCUGAAGAUCUCAACCCCAAUCAAACAUCAUCUGAAGAUCUCAACCCCAAUCAAACAUCAUCUGAAGAUCUCAACCCCAAUCAAACAUCAUCUGAAGAUCUCAACCCCAUUCAAACAUCAUCUGAAGAUCUCAAUCCCAUUCAAACAUCAUCUGAAGAUCUCAACCCCAAUCAAACAUCAUCUGAAGAUCUCAACCCCUAUCAAACAUCAUCUGAAGAUCUCAAUCCCAUUCAAACAUCAUCUGAAGAUCUCAACCCCAAUCAAACAUCAUCUGAAGAUCUCAACCCCAAUCAAACAUCAUCUGAAGAUCUCAAUCCCAUUCAAACAUCAUCUGAAGAUCUCAACCCCUAUCAAACAUCAUCUGAAGAUCUCAACCCCAAUCAAACAUCAUCUGAAGAUCUCAAUCCCAUUCAAACAUCAUCUGAAGAUCUCAACCCCAUUCAAACAUCAUCUGAAGAUCUCAACCCCUAUCAAACAUCAUCUGAAGAUCUCAACCCCAAUCAAACAUCAUCUGAAGAUCUCAAUCCCAUUCAAACAUCAUCUGAAGAACACACUCACCAAUCUGAAAACAAAAGAAAAACAUGACCAACAAUCAGCACCUGAAGAACUCAACCAGAGUUCAACUACCAUCUUAAACCAAUCCAGGAGCUUCAAAAGAAUCCAUCCACUACCAUAAACCAAUGAAAACACACCAGAAAUGAUUGAAAUGAUCAGACUUUGUCCACCAAUAAAGCAUCGUCUGAAGAGUUUCACCACCAAUCAACCAGCCUCCAACGUAUGUACACACAGAGAAAUCCAGUUGGUUGAUGGUUUCCUUCCCUCAACGACUUCCUUGAAGAUCUCCACCUCUGCUCCCGAAUGUUACCGAGUUUUCAGGUCUGAUUUCACAGAAGUUUUCUUUUCAUUGUAAUGUUUCGAUUUCAAAAGAUCUGCAUGAAGAUGUUACCCAUCAUGUACUAAAGACUUUACGAUUAUGCAAGCUGGACUUUUCUUCAAGCCAUCUGUCGUGACUUUGUGGUGUUGUUGAGACACUGAGACAGGGUGUUCCUUCAGUCUGAGCUCGUUCAUGCAGAUUCAGGCCACGCCCACACGUAUAUGCAUACUUUUGAGAAGAUAGUUUUCCACCUCUGUGUUCUGGCGUUCUGGCAUUCUGUCCACACACACACACACACACACACACACACACACACACACACACACACACACACACACACACACACACACACACACACACACACACUUUCUCUACUGCCCAAACAGCAGCUCUUAUUUCUUACUCUUAUUCCUGAGCAGUUUGAUGGAACGGUUCAUGACAUACUAUCGCCACCUACUGGGCUGGAGUGCUCACUGACCAUUUAAAAGAUCCGUGUGUGUGUGUGUGUGUGUGUGUGUGCGCGCGCGCGCGCGUGUGUGUGUGGAUUGAGAUGUUUACAAAAAUACUUUUCACAUGAUGGGGUGGGAUUUCUUUUGAAAACAGAGGCGUAAAAACUGUAUUUCAAAACGUUUGUGUACGUGUGGGCGGGGCCUGAGUGACAUAUGCAAAAAAUCGAUGUACCUUUAUGUUUCUCUGAUGACGACUCUGAUUUCAAUUCAAUCAGUAAGCAUUAUAUAUAUAAAUAUAUAAAUAUAUAAAUAUUAAAAUAAGAUGAUUGCUGCAUGCCUAUAAGUGUCACGUGCACCAUUUAUAACCAUGUGCGUCAUCACCUAGCUAACUGUAUAAAUACUUCAUUUGUUUAUUGGUUUAUUUGUUUAUUUAUUUGUUUGUUUGCACAGGGAUGAUUAAGGCUGUUUUAUAUAUGGGUUUUUUUGUCCCAGAUCUUCUUCAAACGCUCUCAUGUGUCCUGAAACACCGUCUCUGUGGAAUGUGUUCUGUGACUGCCAUCGUGUGGUCAGUCUUUGUAACUGCAUCUCAAAAAUAAAAUAAUAAUAAUAAUAAUAAUAAUAAUAAUGUGAACUGUGCAGUCAAAUGCAAUCAAACUCCAGUACAUUAGUUGAUAGGAUUUAUUGUAUUGCUGUAGUAUAUGAUGUGACGUUACGAUGCUGUAGGUCACGUGGUAAUUAUUUACGUUUGCUCAGAACCUACACGUCGUACUUUUUCCGUGUAAUAAUUCUCAAGGCACGGACCUCUGCUUUAUUCUUUCUUCUCUGGAUGAAGAACUCUCCCUAUGAA